Messenger RNA from Lotus japonicus, 754 nucleotides. RefSeq lists its product as uncharacterized. The transcript is spliced from 2 exons. Bases 50 to 625 code for a protein of 191 amino acids. NCBI's taxonomy places the organism in Eukaryota, Viridiplantae, Streptophyta, Magnoliopsida, Fabales, Fabaceae. The record is from RefSeq and is a predicted model, not a curated record.
CAUUAAAAACGUGUGGUGGUUUGCCAUUACGACUCACAUUAAGCUCACCAUGGCAUCCUUCAAACUUGGUUUCUUCCUUCUUGCAUGUGUCUUUGCUUUCCUCUUUCUUUCUACUCCAACUCAGUGCAAAGAUGAGGUGGAUAGUGUAUACAAGGGAAUCAAUAGCUUCAGGCAGACUAAGAACCUUUCACCCCUGAACCGUGUUCCCAAGGCAUAUUGUUUAGCAGAUGAGAUAGCAGAAGAAAUGGAAGACAUACCAUGUGAACAAGUGAGUCAAUACUACCCUGGUGGGAGCAUGCAAAUCCCAAAAUUGCAGAAGCACAUUGAUAAAUGUGACAUCAACAUCACCACCACAAGUGAUGGGGUCAUUCUCCCAGUUUGUGUGGCCAAAUUGGAACCCACUGUUGUGCUUUCCAACUACACUCAUUCUGAUGUGUAUGCUAAGUAUCUUAACAAUUCCAAGUACACAGGUGCAGGGCUUGGCUCAGAGGAUGAUUGGAUGGUGCUUGUUCUCACUACCAACACACCCACUGGAACUUUCGCUGCUGAUGCAUCUACUUUGCAUGCUGGGGUUGAGUUUUUGCUCUUGGCUUUGUUGGUUCUGCUGAUUAACUACUUAUAUUGAGCACUUUCUUUCUUCCUCCCUUUUGUGAAAAUGUAAUGUAGUGUGGACUUAAUUAGGAACUAAAUUGUGUCUGGUGUUAUUUAUAUAUCUAACCCUUGUACUAUAAUCAGUGUGAUUCAUUUCUAUUGU